Molecule: messenger RNA, 1236 nt
Organism: Fragaria vesca subsp. vesca
Lineage: Eukaryota; Viridiplantae; Streptophyta; Magnoliopsida; Rosales; Rosaceae
Product: protein SEC13 homolog
Exons: 2
Coding region: 112-1020 (302 amino acids)
Biological process (GO): COPII-coated vesicle budding; protein import into nucleus
Cellular component (GO): COPII vesicle coat; nuclear pore outer ring
Molecular function (GO): protein binding; structural molecule activity
Source: RefSeq, a predicted model, not a curated record
CGAUACGACGCCGUCUCCUCUGUUUCUCACCCAGAAUGCAGGGUAAGUGUUGAAGGAGAUAGACGCAGGCAAAAUUUAAAGGAAAGGAGGUUAAGAGAAGAGUUUGGGACCAUGCCGGGGCAGAAGAUUGAAACGGGUCACCAGGAUGUUGUUCAUGAUGUUGCCAUGGAUUACUAUGGGAAACGUCUAGCAUCAGCUUCAUCAGAUACCACUAUUAAGAUAAUUGGUGUCGGAAGCAAUGCGAGUUCACAGCACCUUGCUACGUUGUCAGGUCACAGAGGUCCUGUGUGGCAGGUGGGUUGGGCGCAUCCCAAGUUUGGGCCGAUCCUUGCUUCGUGCUCGUAUGAUGGCCAAGUGAUAAUUUGGAAGGAGGGUAAUCCAAAUGAGUGGUACCAGGCUCAUGUUUUCAAUGAGCAUAGUGCGUCUGUGAAUUCCAUUUGUUGGGCGCCUCAUGAACUUGGACUCAUCUUAGCUUGUGGUUCUUCUGAUGGGACCAUCUCGGUUUGCACUGCUAGGGCAGAUGGUGGUUGGGACACCACUAGGAUAGACCAAGCAGACCUUGUUGGAGUAACCUCCGUUUCGUGGGCUCCAUCAAUGGCUCCUGGUUCUUUAGUUGGAACUGGCAUGCUUGAACCUGUUCAGAAGCUGGUCUCUGGUGGCUGCGACAAUACAGUGAAGGUGUGGAAAUUGUACAAUGGGACUUGGAAGAUGGAUUGCUUCCCCGCUCUUCAAAUGCACACCGAUUGGGUUAGAGAUGUUGCCUGGGCACCCAACUUGGGACUUCCUAAGUCCACCAUUGCAAGUUGUUCACAGGAUGGAACAGUAAUUAUCUGGACUGUGGCCAAAGAAGGCGAUCAAUGGCAGGGUAAGGUUUUAAAUGAUUUUAAGACCCCGGUUUGGAGGGUGUCAUGGUCACUAACAGGAAACCUACUGGCCGUGGCUGAUGGAAAUAACGAAGUAACAUUGUGGAAAGAGUCUGUUGAUGGCGAGUGGCAACAAGUGAGCACAGUCGAUGCAUAGGUUUUCUCUUUAUUACUACUUUCCAGUUAAUGUCAUUAGUUUUCUUGUGAACUAGACUGCCAGUAUCUUAGAUACAUUACUCUUGCUUUCAUUUUGAAAUACUUUUAGUUCCCUUGUAUUGGUCAGCACUUUUAUCUUCUGUGGGACGAAAUGAUUGUGGUUUGGUGUUGUAAACUUGUUAUCGGAUGGAGCUCAAUCCAAUGUGUGUUUCCCCUC